Molecule: messenger RNA, 869 nt
Organism: Phyllostomus hastatus (greater spear-nosed bat)
Lineage: Eukaryota; Metazoa; Chordata; Mammalia; Chiroptera; Phyllostomidae
Product: leucine-rich repeat-containing protein 37A-like
Exons: 8
Coding region: 1-723 (240 amino acids)
Source: RefSeq, a predicted model, not a curated record
AUGGCGGCCUCCGCUCCGGGGGUCUCCCUGGGCGUCAUCUUCGAUAAAGAAUUCGUAGAAGAAUUGUUCAAAAAAGCACUGCAAGGCCGGGAGAAGGACGCCAGCGCUAAGUUGACAGCUGAGCUGGAGAGGGCGUUCUCCGGCAGAAAGGUGCACAGCUUGUCCGCCUUCCUGAGCCUCCUGAUAAAGCUUCUCAGCGAGCAGCGAGAAGUUAAGGUUUCCAAGGGAGAGCAAGAUACGAAUCAGUGGAGGAAUGAGAGCUCUAAGGCCGAGAAGAGAGAAGCCGGAGGGGAACAGGCAGCGCAGGAGGCCAGGGAGCUCGCUGCAGAGUUGCCAGAAUACGGGUAUCACGGCAAACUCGUCGUGGCGAUACCUGUGAUCGUAGGGGCGAUCAUCUCCAUUGUGGUUUUCUGUUUCAUGGCGAUUUAUUGCCACAGAACAUCAUCAGAGGAAGGUGAAGAAGGAAGCUCAAGGGGCUUUUUCUCAAUUCUCUGGCCUAUGAGAUGCUCACCGGCUGCUCCCACGACAAAGGAGCACGUUUCUGCCCGAAGGCAGCCGCUCUGGCUCAGGGACCUGUACCGACCGCGCAGUGCGAGGUGCAUAGAGGACAUGGCGCAGAAGCUGCACGACAAGGAGUCCUCGGCUGAGGACGAGCUGUACUACCAGAUGUUGCGUGGUGAGUUCGCGGUGUUAAGGGUCGCUGCCACAGACUCGGCUGCGUGACAGACCCGUGUGAACCACGGCAUAGGAGGCUGCCACCGAGCGACCCCCAUCCUCAGGCGACCUGCAAAUCUUAGUGAACUGUGUGUACAAUAAAUUGUGUUUGUUUUUGUUUUUUUAGUUCAUCGUCUUGUGAUCAUUUUUCUAGA